GAGGCGGCUCCGAUAAAGGACCAGGAGCCAGGCGGCGCGGGCAGAGCAGAGCGGCAACGGCAGCGGCAGCUAUGGGGAUGCUCAGCCUGCUGGGUUUCCUCUCUUGCGGGAAGAAGAAGGACUUCAGUUUGUCAAAUGAAAAAGAUGCCCAUGCCAGUGACAGCGAUGAGAACUUGGAACGUGGCAACUGGUCGAACAAAGCUGACUACCUGCUCUCCAUGGUGGGCUAUGCUGUGGGCCUGGGCAACGUGUGGCGUUUUCCCUAUCUCACCUACCAGAACGGUGGAGGUGCUUUUCUAAUCCCAUAUACACUGAUGUUGGCAUUAGCUGGCUUGCCUUUAUUUUUCAUGGAAUGUUCCCUGGGGCAGUUUGCCAGUCUAGGGCCAAUUUCUGUCUGGAGAAUAUUACCAUUGUUUCAAGGAGUGGGCGUCACGAUGGUCAUCAUCUCAACAUUUGUGGCAAUCUACUACAAUGUUAUCAUCGCUUAUGCACUCUACUACUUAUUUGCCUCAUUUCAAAAAGUGCUACCAUGGUCAGAUUGCUUUUCAUGGGCAGAUGAGUUCUGCAGCAAAACACGCCUAAUAAGUGACUGCAAUGCAACCUUAAAUGGAGAAAUCAUUCAUGCAAACUACUCAUUCAUCACAAGCAACAAUCUCACCUGUAUCAAUGACACCAUAAACUAUAAACCAGUGCAAUUUCCCAGUGAGCAGUACUGGAAUAAAGUGGCUCUCCAGCGCUCAAGUGGGCUGGACGAGACUGGUAGCAUCGUGUGGUACCUGGCCCUGUGCCUCCUCCUGUCUUGGAUGAUUGUUGGAGCUGCAUUGUUUAAAGGAAUAAAAUCUUCUGGAAAGGUUGUCUACUUUACUGCACUCUUCCCCUAUGUCAUCCUGCUCAUCUUACUGGUACGAGGUGCCACCCUGGAAGGUGCUCUGGAUGGCAUUGAAUACUACAUUGGGAAACAGUCCAACAUCACCAAGCUGAUGGAGGCAGAGGUUUGGAAAGAUGCAGCCACUCAGAUAUUCUACUCCCUGUCUGUGGCAUGGGGUGGGCUUGUUGCUUUGUCUUCAUACAAUAAGUUCCACAACAACUGCUACUCGGAUGCUAUUUUUGUUUGUGUAACAAAUUGCCUCACCAGUGUGUUUGCUGGGUUUGCAAUUUUUUCCGUCUUGGGACAUAUGGCAUUUGUGUUGGAGAGACCUGUGUCAGAGGUUGUAGAUUCAGGUUUUGAUCUGGCAUUUGUAGCAUACCCAGAGGCUCUCUCCAAGCUACCAGUUUCUCCUCUUUGGUCCUUUUUAUUUUUCUUCAUGCUUCUGCUCUUGGGCCUUGACUCUCAAUUUGCCACCAUAGAAACACUUACAACCACCAUACAAGAUAUAUAUCCCCAAAUGAUGAAAAAGUUGAGAAUCCCUAUAACCCUGGGUGUGUGCAUAUUGCUCUUCUUUCUUGGUCUUAUCUGUGUUACUCAGGCAGGAAUUUACUGGGUUAACUUAAUAGAUCAUUUCUGUGCUGGAUGGGGAAUACUUAUUGCUGCUGUCCUGGAGAUAAUAGGCGUCGUCUACAUUUACGGAGGAAACAGGUUUAUCGAAGACAUUGAGAUGAUGAUUGGAAAGAAAAGCUGUUUCUUUUGGCUGUGGUGGAGAAUGUGCUGGUUUUUCCUUACUCCUGUGCUGUUAGUGGCAAUUUUGGUUUGGUCUUUGGUCACGUUUUCAACUCCCACUUAUGGCUCAGUGUUAUAUCCAGCCUGGGGAACUGCUGUUGGUUGGUGUAUGAUUAUCUUCUGUGUCAUCUGGAUUCCCAUUGUCGCUGUUGUAAAAAUAUUUAAAGCUGAAGGAAACAUUUGUCAGCGUAUUGUGAGUUGCUGCAGGCCCACUGCAAACUGGGGUCCCUAUCUGGAAUGUCACCGAGGUGAAAGAUACAGCCAUGUUGUAAAUCCCAAAAAGGAAAAGGAACAUGAGAUUCCUACUGUGUCUGGCUUCACAUACUUUCGUGAAUGA
Cygnus atratus (black swan) is the source of this 1994-nucleotide messenger RNA. RefSeq names its product solute carrier family 6 member 14 (gene SLC6A14). Gene Ontology annotation, cellular component: membrane. Gene Ontology annotation, molecular function: L-proline transmembrane transporter activity. The coding region runs from base 72 to 1994 and encodes 640 amino acids. The transcript is spliced from 14 exons. Gene Ontology annotation, biological process: sodium ion transmembrane transport. The record is from RefSeq and is a predicted model, not a curated record. Lineage: Eukaryota; Metazoa; Chordata; Aves; Anseriformes; Anatidae.